GCAGCGGGUGGCUCCCAGCCUCCCCCGCCCCCUUCCCUCUGGGUCUGCUCUUCGCUCCGGCUCGCAUUUUAUCGCAGGCGGCCGGCGCAGCCCCCUCUCCCCAGCCCCGGCCCCGGCCCCCGGCCCCCGCCCACCCCCGGGGUGGAGGCAGCCGCGCCGAGCCGCCCGCGGGAAGAAGGCAGCGCUCCGCCGGGCUCCGCGCCGCUCCGCGCCCCUCCGCGGGGCCAUGCAGCGCCCCUGCCCCCCCGCUACGAGCGGUGCCCCCAGCCCCGCCGCCCCCCGCGCAGCCUGAGCGCCUCGCGGGGGCUCCGCGCCGCUCCGCGCCCCUCCGCGUCCCUCCGCGCCCGGCGGCGGGACGGGGCCGGCGGAGGCAGAGGCGGCACAGAAAAGCUCCGCGGCUUUGCGCGACUCCCCCCGCCCCCCUGCCCCGGCCAUGGGGAAGGGGCUGGAGGGGACGGCGGCCCGCUGCGGGCUGGGACUGGGAUACCUGCUGCAGACCGUGGUGCUCCCCGCCCUGGCCGUCCUGGGGGCCAGCCGCCCCGGCUCCGCGGCGCAAGAUGAUGAUUUUUUUCACGAGCUUCCAGAAACUUUUCCAUCUGAUCCUCCAGAGCCAUUGCCCCACUUCCUUAUCGAACCCGAAGAGGCUUACAUUGUGAAGAACAAGCCUGUGAAUCUGUACUGCAAAGCAAGCCCAGCCACGCAGAUCUAUUUUAAGUGCAACAGUGAAUGGGUUCAUCAGAAGGACCAUGUGGUGGACGAGAGAGUAGAUGAAACCUCUGGUCUGAUUGUCCGAGAGGUAAGCAUUGAGAUUUCCCGACAGCAAGUUGAGGAGCUCUUUGGGCCUGAAGAUUACUGGUGCCAGUGCGUUGCCUGGAGCUCUGCAGGCACCACCAAGAGCCGGAAAGCCUACGUCCGCAUUGCAUAUCUCCGGAAAACUUUUGAGCAGGAACCCUUGGGGAAAGAAGUGUCCCUGGAGCAAGAGGUCCUGCUCCAGUGCCGUCCUCCAGAAGGCAUCCCAGUAGCCGAGGUUGAGUGGCUGAAGAACGAAGAGGUGAUUGAUCCCGUGGAAGACCGAAAUUUUUACAUCACCAUCGAUCACAACCUGAUCAUCAAGCAAGCCCGGCUUUCUGACACGGCCAAUUACACUUGUGUCGCCAAAAACAUUGUGGCCAAAAGGAAAAGCACCACAGCGACUGUGAUUGUCUAUGUGAAUGGAGGCUGGUCUACCUGGACUGAGUGGUCAGUGUGUAACAGCCGAUGCGGGAGAGGCUUUCAGAAGCGUACGAGGACCUGCACCAAUCCUGCCCCACUCAACGGUGGUGCCUUCUGCGAGGGCCAGAGCGUUCAGAAAAUAGCUUGCACCACUCUGUGUCCAGUGGAUGGCAAGUGGACGUCCUGGAGCAAGUGGUCCACCUGUGGCACGGAGUGCACCCACUGGCGCCGGAGGGAGUGCACUGCCCCGGCGCCGAAGAACGGGGGAAAGGACUGCGAGGGGCUGGUACUGCAGUCCAAGAACUGCACCGAUGGGCUCUGCAUGCAGGGUUUCAUUUAUCCUAUUUCAACUGAACAGAGAACGCAGAAUGAAUAUGGAUUUUCUUCUGCUCCUGACUCGGAUGAUGUUGCUCUCUACGUCGGGAUCGUCAUAGCUGUGAUCGUGUGCCUGGCUAUUUCCGUGGUUGUGGCCCUGUUUGUCUAUCGCAAGAACCACCGUGACUUUGAGUCAGAUAUUAUUGACUCCUCAGCGCUAAAUGGGGGAUUUCAGCCUGUUAACAUCAAGGCUGCAAGGCAAGACCUCCUGGCAGUGCCACCAGACCUCACUUCAGCUGCAGCCAUGUACAGGGGUCCUGUUUAUGCCUUGCAUGAUGUCUCUGAUAAAAUCCCAAUGACCAAUUCUCCGAUCCUGGACCCACUGCCCAACCUGAAAAUCAAGGUUUAUAACACCUCUGGCGCAGUCACCCCCCAGGAUGACCUCUCUGACUUCUCCUCCAAGCUGUCCCCGCAGAUUACACAGUCUCUGCUGGAGAAUGAGACCCUGAACAUGAAAAACCAGAGCCUUGCUCGGCAAACAGACCCAUCGUGCACUGCAUUUGGGACCUUCAACUCUUUAGGAGGUCACCUAGUAAUUCCGAAUUCAGGAGUAAGCUUGCUGAUCCCAGCGGGGGCCGUUCCACAAGGGAGAGUCUAUGAAAUGUAUGUGACAGUUCACAGGAAGGAGAACAUGAGGCCGCCUGUAGAAGACAGCCAAACCCUGCUGACACCGGUGGUGAGCUGCGGCCCACCAGGAGCCCUGCUAACCCGGCCUGUCAUUUUAACCAUGCACCACUGCGCAGAACCGAACACGGAGGACUGGCAGAUCCAGCUGAAGCACCAGGCUGCCCAGGGGCCAUGGGAGGAUGUGGUUGUGGUCGGGGAGGAAAACUUCACCACUCCGUGCUACAUCCAGCUGGACCCAGAGGCCUGCCAUAUCCUGACAGAAACCCUCAGCACGUAUGCCUUGGUGGGACAGUCAAUCACCAAAGCAGCAGCCAAACGUCUCAAACUGGCCAUCUUUGGACCACUGUCCUGCUCUUCGCUGGAGUACAGCAUCCGGGUCUACUGCCUCGAUGACACGCAGGAUGCCCUUAAGGAGGUCCUCCAGCUCGAGCGGCAGAUGGGUGGGCAGCUUUUGGAGGAGCCCAAAGCUUUGCAUUUCAAGGGAAGCACCCACAACCUCCGCCUGUCCAUUCACGACAUUGCCCACUCUCUCUGGAAGAGCAAACUGCUGGCUAAAUACCAGGAAAUUCCAUUUUACCACAUCUGGAGUGGAUGCCAGAGGAGCCUGCACUGCACCUUCACGCUGGAAAGGUUCAGCCUGAAUACCCUGGAGCUGGUAUGCAAACUCUGCGUGCGGCAGGUUGAAGGAGAAGGGCAGAUCUUCCAGCUCAACUGCUCUGUCUCAGAGGAACCUACUGGCAUUGAUUAUCCUCCUAUGGACUCAGCAGGCACCAUCACCACCAUAGUAGGGCCCAGCGCUUUCAGCAUCCCCCUCCCAAUAAGGCAGAAGCUGUGCAGCAGCCUGGAUGCACCCCAGACCAGGGGCCAUGACUGGCGGAUGCUGGCCCACAAGCUCAAACUGGACAGGUACCUAAAUUAUUUUGCUACGAAAUCAAGUCCCACCGGGGUGAUCCUGGAUCUCUGGGAAGCCCAGAAUUUCCCUGAUGGCAACCUGAGCAUGCUGGCGGCGGUUCUUGAAGAAAUGGGAAGACACGAAACCAUUGUUUCUUUGGCAGCAGAAGGAAAUUACUGAUGCAGCCUUGGCGUGAACAGGAAGGACAGACGCAGGGAGCGGUAAUGCCCUGUUAUUACAAACGAGAAUUGAAACGAAAACCCAGACCAAUGAGUUAGUUACACAAGAGACAUUUCAGAGAAGAAAGCAAGCAAACAAACAACAACAACAAAAAAACCAGCCCUGACCUUCACACGUGCUCUCCUUGUACAUUAUCACAGGAUCUAAAAGAAAUCAUGCAAACUUGUACCUUGAAAAUAUAAAUCAACCUAAUGUUCCUCUCGGCUUGGCUGUACACUGCUUGGUACAGGAUUUUACAGUUUCCUAGGAAACGCUUUUUAUUGCUAUCCAGAUAUAUGGAUAAACUUUCUUAACAAUCCCAGUUUCUAUGGAUGUUGUUUACAUCAAAUUCUGGACAGGGGUAAGGAGACUGUCCAUGGCUCUUUAUAUUUUUUGUUUAAAGCCAUUCUAGACAAAGCUAUGGACAGUUGGUUGUGGCUAUUUCAGCUUAUUGGUUUCUGGUGAAUUCAGAUUUUGGCUACAAUUCUGCACAUCGAUUGUCUCACAAUGAUCCUCCUGUCAUUGUUCUGUUUCCUAGACCUACUUGUUAAAAAAAAAAAAAAAAGCAAGAAAAUCAGAGCUUAAGAGGUGUGCAUCUGGAAAGCAGGUACUCUGGGUGCUAAGCAGGAACACACGUAACGUCCCCUUCCUUCCCCAAUCAAGUCCCACUGAGCCUGUGUGGAGAAUAGCUGUAGGACAGUAGGGAAUGUAGGAUUGGAGUUAAUUUUCAAUUCACAAUGUAACAACACCCUUUCUACCCCUUUGCAAUACGAGGGGGCCAGAUACGCAAUUCAGAGUGGUUUGGGGAAGAAAAAGAAACCCAGAAAAAAAUAAAAAAGAGAAGUUGCUAUGAUAAUUAUUUACUAAUUAGUAUCUAGUGCAAGGACUAUAUUGAUUAUUAUUAUUAUUAUUAUUAUUAUUAUUAUUAUUACCAUUAUUACUUCAUUUCUAAUUUUGUCAGCAGCAGAAUUAUUCCUGGUUUUAUGGAACCUGUUGUCCCCUUCCUGAAGGUCUUCUAGGACAUGUCCCUUGAUAUGCUGUCUGUCCUUCCCUUCUCCAGCCAUCGUGCUCCUCCUCCAAAGUCCUCUGCUAGCCCACACAGGUUGCUCACCUCAUGUUAGCAUUGCUGUGCUUUGUGCCCGAUGCAAAGGUGGUAUAAACUGGUGACGCUCCGCUGAAGUAACUGAUCUGCACCUGCAAAGGUUGCAACCCAGCACCCCUCCCUAGGAUGUUUUGCACCACCUUGGUGCCUCCAGGUUGCUCCAAGAAGUAAUCCUGUGCCAAGUGACAGUGGCUAUGAACCACUGACGCCUCCCAGUCCAAAUACACGUAGACCACUGGUUCAGGAGCACGGGUGUAAGCAUGUGGAGGCACUGACAUCGACCACCUGAUGUGUACAUCCAAGGUGGGCCUCCGUAUGUCUUGUGUUGCUUUGAAGUGGUCUGAGAGCCAGCAGCUCCAGUUAGCUUCCCGCAGAGCUGCAGGUACUUGCUCUUACUGAAACCCACUGCUUCCCAUAACGUUUGUGGUGGUCAGGGCUACUGGGAGUCCUCUGCUGGGACAUUUCUGGGUGAGAUGCACUCGGUGGCUCUCCACAGGUAUUCCCAGGCUUGCUGCAGCCAGGGAAGCCUCUGCUGCGUAGGCCAGUGUAGGGCAACGGGGUGAAGUCGAAAUCCCGUGUACUGCGGUUUGCUGCCUUCUCAGCACUCCCUCUGCCGCCGGCACCUGGGCAGGGCGGUGCAGGUCCUUGCUGGCUGACCAGGGGGACCUUUGUCCCUCUCAGCCAUGUCCCUCUUGGCCACCACAAACAGGUGAAGUGGGAACUUGGCAAAAGGAGCGAACUCUUGCUUUUUUGGUUGUCACUGCAAAUGUUAUUUUAUUUUCUGCUCAGUGAAAAGACUGACUCUUUGGUACAUGACAGCACAUAGGACCGCAGUAGUUUUACUGCCAGGUUUGUCUGUUCUCUACUUCUGGUGCAAAAAAGGCUUUCUUCCCCAGCCUGGCCGCUCCAGGUUUCCAGCCAGGCCCUGGUUAUUGCUGUCGUGCACACAUGCAUGUCCCUGCCCACGCACGUAUUCCCACUCCGUGUGCUUCCCAAGACCGGAGUUGGUUUGUUUUCUUUUGUGUUUUUUGGUUUUGUUUUCCCCCAAGGCUUUCCAGAUUGCACCUUUAAAGGUAACUUUGAAAAUGUCAUUGGUCAAAAUGAAAGGAAAAUUUCAUCUGACCUUUUUCCCAUUUGACAUUUUCAUAGGCUUGGGACUUUUUGUUUUUAAUUUCUCAGCUCCCUGACACCAGCAGGGUUUUGACUGACCACUGGACAGCAAUCACAAAGCGCUCCCUUCCUCGUAAGAGGUAACCCGGCAGUUUGCAAACCAGCAUUUCAGUCAAAACCAGAGACCAGAGGACAUACAUUUUAACUUUCAACAUCUGUCUUCAUUUUGCCACAUAAACCCCACCUUCUCUUACUAUGGAGAUGCCAAGGGCAUCCUUUCAACAACAAACCAUCUUCUUUUUCACCUUGGGCAUCUGAUGCAGCCCAUUGCAAUGCUAAUGGAAAUCUUGCUUUGAGCUUCAGGAGGCUUUGACUGGGGCAACCAGCUCUGCCCUUUCCCUAUGUUUUUUACUCACCUUGGAGCUCUAAAAUGGCUCUUAAAAGAUAGGGCUCAGCUUUUCUCCCUCCUGUGCCAUCUUCAGGUGUAACCAGUUGUAUUUAGUUCAUGCUUCUUCACCCUUCCUGUGUGACUCCUCUUCCAAGGCAGGUGCAUGAGCUGAACUGUCCUUUGGCCCCUUCCCCUUUUCAGCUCAGUCUUUGUUAGCCGAUGCCCAGGCUCACUGGGACUCCCAGCUCUCAGCUUUUGCUUUUUUGGACAGCGCGUGCACCCUUCUCACCGCGGCCUUGCCAGAAAGUGUAUCAUAGUUAUCUGUAUCACUAUGAGUUGACGCUCCUUUUGCCAGCUCUCUGACCUAGCCCCCGAUGCCUCCCUCAAGAAAAACAGAUGAGCAUCUUUCUUAAAGUAUUCUGGGUCAUUUUCCUUUUACAGUGUCAGUGUAAAGGGGAUUUAUUGAGAGGAAAGGGCAUGCUCUGAUUAAGAGGAGCAUCCACAGAGGUGGAUGGAGGUCAAGAACUUCACUGCCAGCUAGGGCAGCGGCAUCACCAUUGCUGGGAGGUGGAGCUGCUCUUCUUCCACCCCAACUGCUCAGAAACCCCUCGCUUGCUCCAAGCACGGGCUAGACAAUUUCUCCAGACCCUGCUCCACCAGCCUUUGCAGGGUCCCAGUGCUGCACCAUGCCAGCUGCCUCCGCCCUGACAGGGCAGGGAGAAGCAGGGACUGCCGGGCACGGGGAAGUUUCCUCCACAGAGCUACACCUCAUCCCAGCAGCUCCGCACUCGUGCUUUGCCACCGCUACUAAUGACAGCUCCCACCUCACAUGACACUCCCCCUGCAUUAAUUUUGCUCAGUGUUUUUUUCUUUUUUCCAAGGGGUACAGCAGUGGCAGGGUGCGUGGCUGGGGAGAGGGCUCUGGCACAGGCUGGUGGUACGGAUUCCCUCGGCAUCCCCCAUCCUGCUGCCCCAAGGAGGGAGGGUGGGAAGCAAGGGUGGCCAGAUCUGCUCGGGAAUAUCAUUUUUGGUGGGAGAAAAACCAGCAGCAGUCCCUCCACCUGGCUUGCGUGGACACAGUGCCAUCUCGUGGGGCUGAGCCCUUGCUCCAACAUGCUGCCGCCGCUACAGCGAGAAACAUCACUCGGGAAAAGGCUUUCCCGUGGGGCAGCUCUUGAAAGUGGCAAAUAAGUUUGGCAGACAGAACCGACCCUUAAAAGUUGUUGUAACAUUUUAUGUCAGGUGAGCACAUCUGCUUUUAAAAAAAAAAAUGGCUGCAGGCUUCUUAUCCUCCAGUUAUUACUACUUUUUGAAAUGCUUAUCCUUUUAGUUGUCCACCUUCGGCUAUGUGCUGCAGCAGUUUUGCUGCUCUUCACACCAUCUCUUCAUUACAUGUUGAUUGCUAGCGCUAUAAAUAAUAUAUAUAUUAUAUAAAUAUAUAUGAAAUAUCUACUGACUUCAAGGAAAACCUCUCAUUUCCGAGUAAGAAACACUAUCAGAGGCAGUCCUUUUCACCUGAGUUUUUCUUCAGUUCUUCUUGUGUUGUGUUCUUGUAAAGGUGGCUGUCAGUGUAUAGGGUAAGUUUGGGGUUUGGUUGGGUUUUUUCUGAAUUUUCUGAUCACAGCUGAUCCAUUGUAUCUCCCUAAACAGUGCAAGACCUAAGUGCUGUUUUACUGAAUCACGAAAGUUUUGAGGCAGUGAGGGUCUCUUCAGUCAAGAAUUGCUUCCAUGGGAGACCGAGAUUCUUUUUUUUCCACAUCACUGGCAGAAAUGCAGACACUCAUGAGACAUGUUGGAGUCUGGGAUGCCCACAGAGCAAAACAUGUCUGUUCCUUGGGUUUCUUGCUAUUUCUGUUGAUUACAUAUAGAAUAAAUGUAUUUACAUGCUGUAAGUCCGUCAUUGUGGACAGUGUCCUAAUGUCUUGUAUUGCUACCUACAAUAGUUUCUUUUUGGUUCUCCUUUUCUUCUUGUUUUGGGGGGUGGGGGUAUGGGGAAGGGAGGGGUGGGGGGGCCUUUAGACCAUUGUAUGCUCUAGCCAAGUAGUUACCACAUCUCUGAGGUUAAUUUUAAACAAGAUGAUACUGUUGAGGUUGGGGUUUUUUUUAAUCUCAUGUCCAGGGCACUUUGCAAACUAUCUUACUAAGUGUUCAGAAGUCUUUUCAGGUAUUACUCUGGCUCUCAUCUGGCCACAAAGUAACUAAUUGUUUGCAGGCUGGCUUACUUAAUAUCAGGCGGUGCAAAGAUGCCAGUGGUUUGUGAAUGGAAACCAAACCUUUGGCCCUUUUCCCACAAGGACUCCAAUGAGGUAUUGACUUUGGGGUCACCACCGCAGUCCGUUCCCAGCUUGUGUGUGAAACCUUGAGUUCAUAAAAUGAACUGCACUGCAGAUUUUUAAAUGCUGAAGCAUGUAUCUCGGACACCCUUUGAAGUGGGAAUUUAACAGAAAUGCAAAGUGUAUGUGUGUAUGUACAUACAGACAGACAGGAGAAAAUAAAGGACAACUGCUGCUGGAGGCCUUUAGCUCUGAUGUUAGUUGUGAGCAUCCUCUUAUGACCAACUUUUGCUUGGGAAGGUGAAGGUCAAAAUUCAGUGCUGCAUCAUCACUGCAAGGUCAAAUAGGCAGUACAUCGAGAGCCAACAGAGUAAAAACUGGCAAGGAAUUAGAGUUGGACUUGAACCAAAGCCACAGAAAUGAGCCCUCAAGUUUGGUAGGUCAAGAUCCUUGCUUGAAAUAGGAGCAUUUAGUUUACUUACUUGUCCUUAAAGCUUGACACCUGCUCCCUGAAAUCUGAAAAUCCCUUUAUCUGAAAGUCCUUUGAUAAGCUCUGCCUGUACAAAAAAGCAGUGAUAAUCCAGAGUUCCCACAAACCUCCAUCACUGAAUAGGUAUUUCACAUUUUCUGUGAUGCUGGUUAAAUGUAUUUAAUAGUGGUUCAGUCUCCUUGACUGCUUACAGAGAUGAAUUGCUAUAUGUGUGCUGUACCCCGGGCCUGCCCUUUUCUCCAAAACCAACCCAUGCCAUGGCAUGCGCGUAAUUUCUGGAUGCCUGUGAAGAAGUGGGAUGUAAUCGGGCAGAGCCCUCCCGCAGCGGUAAGGUGGCUCUCCGAGUACUGGCACUCCGGUCUCCAGCUGCCGGCUUGCAGCUGGUGGGACAAUAGCCCCUAGAUGAGAAAAGCUUGCGUGGCCCCAAGAGCUUCUUUGGCUGCUGCCAGCUGGCUCUUGCUACAGCUUGCCAGUAAAUUUGGGAGCUUAAACAAUACAAAUAAAAAGCAAAAUCAGUCUGGAAAGUAAAGAAAAUUAGGAAGAAGGAGAAGCAAAACACUCUUCUCCCAUAGAUCUUGCAAGGCGCCUUGCAAAAACACCCCCCCAGCCAUGAGCCAAUAACCUACUUUGAAGCAGGGUGAGUAACACAACUGAGAGAGAGAAGUUUUGGCAUUACCGUUUUGGCACAUCUGUGUGGUAGACUUUUUUGCUAACACAUGUUCCGUCUGUUAAUGUUGAAGAGUGAAAAAAAAAAAAAGUUAAGAUGGUACCUUUGGUACCUUUCCAAAGCAAAGAAGGAGGGCCCGCAGGAAAUGAAACGUCUGCGCGACUUGGGCCGAGAGGGUGUAUCACGUUUCUCCCUCCUCUUCCCAUGUCUCAGCUGUGCCAGGGUUCAUGGGAUUUGUUUUCUUUACUAUUCAGAUCUGGAUAAAUAUUUUGGUUUUGACUUCCCUAUUGCUGUAUCUUCUAUGCAAUUCCUUUUCUAAAGACUUACUACCAGAGAAGUGCUAGCCAUUGCAUUAUUUGUAUUGCUGUACAGUGGAGGUGUGGUUUACUAGUUCUGAGUGUGCCUCUUAUCCCCCUCCCUUUUUCUCCUUCCCUCUGUUUGUAAAUGCCUGCAUUUAUUCUGUCAGCCUGACAUGUACAAAGUGUAAGAAAGAAUUUUUAAACAGGUAAUAAAUUAUAUUUAUAAGCAA
Harpia harpyja (harpy eagle) is the source of this 9884-nucleotide messenger RNA. It is a transcript of the gene UNC5C, whose product is annotated as unc-5 netrin receptor C. NCBI's taxonomy places the organism in Eukaryota, Metazoa, Chordata, Aves, Accipitriformes, Accipitridae. Bases 434 to 3286 code for a protein of 950 amino acids. The record is from RefSeq and is a predicted model, not a curated record. The transcript has 17 exons. Gene Ontology annotation, molecular function: protein binding; netrin receptor activity. Gene Ontology annotation, cellular component: membrane. Gene Ontology annotation, biological process: netrin-activated signaling pathway.